This is a messenger RNA of Strongylus vulgaris, 578 nucleotides long. The record is from the annotation of a GenBank genome assembly. Lineage: Eukaryota; Metazoa; Nematoda; Chromadorea; Rhabditida; Strongylidae.
AUGGAACGUUGUGUCUUACAGAGACUUAUUGGUGAGCUACCAAAACCACCACUCGACUUUGUUCGAUCUCUCUCUCGAGACGUUAGUCGAACCUACCCAUCAUUGUCCUUAGAGGACCAGGCAAAAAUUCUUGCUUAUCGGCUCAACAGGAAUGCGGCACAUGAUCGCUUGUACUAUCGCAUUAGAGCUGCUCGAAUGAUCGCUGCCGGUUUGAAGAGGUCGAGUUUCGAGAGAGAAGUUGAGGAUACAUUAAUGAAACAUAGUGGAGUCACCACGGAAGAUGGGAGAAGAAAACCGCGAGUAGAAUUCUCCGCUAGUGUUUACGCCAUCGAGCCUACUGACAAAAGAGUGGUGCUUACUAUUGUUCGACAUGGUCCUUGUGCAAACGAGAUUACUGUAAACUACUGUACUCAAAGUGGUGUGGCUAAGAAAAACCUCCAUUUUCUGCCAAAAUCUGAGUCGAUCAAAAUGGCGCCUGAUGAAAGGACGAGAGACAUUGAUGUGACGCUUGUGGAUGGCGCCGAAUGGAGACCUAACCAUACGUUUUACGUAAACCUAAAAAUACAGGUAUUGUAGCU